GGCCCGGUUCGUUCCCCGCUGGUCUGCGCCCCGGGGAGAUGCGAGUCGCGGCGCUGCGUGGCGGCGGCGUGCGCCCCGGCUCCGAUGCAGAAGAUCAACAAGAACGCGGUGCUGGCGCUGCUCACCCUGAGCAGCCUGGUGUUCCUCCUCUUCCAGCUCUACUACUACAGGUCCUACCUCGCGCACAAGAAUGGAGCAGUUUUUUCAAAAGUCAGAGGAAGCCAAUCAGGCCAAGACAGCACUAGAUGGCAUGUGGUUAGGAAAUUCCUAUCCUUAAUAUCCAGUCACAAUAUACCAGUGUAUUUGAUUGAUCCUUUAAUUCUGGGACUUGUUGAUAAAGACAUUGAACAGAUCAGAAGUUCUUCUGAUGGCCCUAGUCCGGAAUGCAAGUACUUCUGUGUUCCAAGAGACUUCACUACAUUUGCACUACUGGACAAAACGUGGAAACACGAAGUGGGACUUCUUAGAACUGCUGAGAAAAUGGGGUUCCAAUGGCUAAAAGUUCUAAACAAGGACCCCCGCUUGGAUGGUAUGGAUGACCUGUCUGGGACUGAAAUUCCUUUGCACUACAUUUUUAAACUGGCGUCUCAUGCCAUUCACCUGGUGGUCUUCUACGAGAGGAGCGGUAAUUACCUCUGGCAUGGCCCCCUAAGGCUCAAGCAGCAUAUGGACAGAAAGUUUGUGCCUUUCCGAAAACUCCACUUUGGUCGCUACCCUGGAGCGUAUGAAAAGCCUGAACUCUUGCUUGUUUCCGUUGAUGACUUAAAAAUUCAAAUUCCAAAAAAUCCGUCCAGUUUUCUAGAGGAGAUGACACACUCUAGAUUUCUUGAAUGUAGGUACAGAGAAGCUCGGGCUUUCUUUCAGCUGUAUCCUGACGAUGCCUCUGUUGAUGCCGUGGAAUUUAGAAAAAGAGCAAAAUCCUUGCUCCAUCUGGCUGCCCUGACCCUGAAUAACCUAGGAGUAAAGUUCUGGUUGAGCAGUGGAACUUGCUUAGGCUGGUAUAGGCAGUGCAAUGUCAUUCCUUACAGCAAAGAUGUGGAUCUGGGGAUCUUUAUAAGGGACUACAAAGCAGAUAUCAUUCCAGCCUUUCAGAAGGCAGGAUUACCGCUGAAGCACAAAUUUGGCAAGGUGGAGGACAGUUUGGAACUCUCUUUCCAGGGAGAAGAUGAUGUGAAGCUUGAUAUUUUUUUCUUCUAUGAAGAGGAUGACCACAUAUGGAAUGGAGGAACUCAGGCAAAAUCGGGCAAGAAAUUUAAGUAUCUCUUUCCAAAGUUUACUCUGUGCUGGACUGAAUUUGUAGAACUCAAGGUACACGUUCCCUGUGAAACCCUUCAGUAUGUUGAAGCCAACUAUGGGCCAGACUGGAAGGUUCCUGUCAAGAUGUGGGACUGGAAGAGCUCACCAUCCAACGUGCAGUACAACGGUGUCUGGCCUGUCGAUGAGUGGGACGAUGUCAUUCAGAUCUAUUAAUCACCUGUCCGGUAUCCUUGAAACUGUCACUUUGUAAUUUCCGGUCUCCCAAGAGCAUCAAGAUCCGUUCCUUUUAUAACUUCUCAUCAGUUCCCCAAGGAAACGUUUUCCAUUUUUUGCUUAAAAGAUUUUUUCACAUUCAUCAUGUGUUCUGAUAGUUAAAGGCAGAAUGUGGGAACUGAAAAGAAGGGAAGCUGAAAGUAAAGAUGUACAAAAUGAUGUAAACAUAUGAGCAGUUGACUGUUUAAAUAAAAACUGUAGCCAAGUGGCUUAGACUUUCCCGGGGAUCAUCAGAACCUUGGGACUGUUCAUCUCUCAAGCUCAAGAGAAGGAGGGGAUGCAAAAAUCCUGGAGAAGUUCUUGUGCUUUUUUUUUUUUUUUUUUUUUUAAUCUUUUUUCUGAGGUGCUCCUGUGAAAUUACAACUUUUAAACACCCUAUUUAUGAGUACCUUAAAAGCAUUUAAUUUGAGAGUCAUGUAUCCCUCCGAUGUGUAACAGGUUGCUCUUGGAGUGGAAUGUUUCAGUGACCCACCUGCUUCACAUCUGUGGGAUAAUGGAUGAAUCUAACAUUAAGUGAGUGGAUGGAAGAAUUGAAAGCCCUGUCCGCAUCAGAGAUCAAGUAACAGUUGAACUAACUACUGCAUGCAAUAACAAGAAAUGCUGUAACAACAGGGAACGUUACCUGCUUUUGUUCUCUCUCUUUUAUGAACAUGAAGGUGUGUGCUGCAGGGAGGUGCUUACCUUGAUAAAACAUAUUACCUGGUUUUGAUAUCCCAAUUAGUGUUCUCUGUACAGGAGUUGAGCAGAUUUUAGAGGAUCAUAGCUAUUCCUGCUUUCUUACAAUUAGAUGGAAAUGAGGGUCUUGAUACUUUUCUGUUUAGCAUGGGUUCACAGAACUGAGAUCCCUGUGAAUCACAGCUCUUUUCUCUAAGUGUAAGCAGAAGUGUGUACAAACACCAACUGCUCCGUCAAAUUUGCAAUAGCAUGAUUGCAAGUGAAGUGUUAGCAUAACAUUAGGCUUUGGAUGGGAAGGGAGUGGAAGCCUGACAACUCUCUCCUCUUGUUUCUGGUUGUCUUUUUGGUCAAUGAAAUAAGCUCUUUUAUUCAGUAUUUUGGAGGGGGAUAAUAGCUUUCAUAUGAAAUCGUGUGUCCAAGUUUGUUCCAGCCCUGCCGCACAGGAAAGGCGAGACCAUUAGAGUUACCAGUGAGUUAGGACUAAUGUGUGGUACAGACCCAAGAAUACUUUUGAACUAGUGUCAAGGUACUGAAUUUUUCUCCUGUUUUCUUGCAACAAAUCUGUAUCCACUCUUCCCUGGCUAACCUAGAAGGGCUGUCUACGAGUUGCAGCUGUACCACACUUUUACUGGGGAGGUUGAAUGUGUGGUUUGCAUUCUGUUGAUGUGCAAUCUUCA
This is a messenger RNA of Oxyura jamaicensis (ruddy duck), 2882 nucleotides long. It is a transcript of the gene FKTN, whose product is annotated as fukutin. Gene Ontology annotation, cellular component: Golgi membrane. The record is from RefSeq and is a predicted model, not a curated record. Lineage: Eukaryota; Metazoa; Chordata; Aves; Anseriformes; Anatidae. The transcript has 9 exons. The coding region runs from base 85 to 1470 and encodes 461 amino acids.